This is a messenger RNA of Penicillium bovifimosum, 276 nucleotides long. RefSeq lists its product as uncharacterized. Lineage: Eukaryota; Fungi; Ascomycota; Eurotiomycetes; Eurotiales; Aspergillaceae. The record is from RefSeq and is a predicted model, not a curated record. The transcript has a single exon. The coding region runs from base 1 to 276 and encodes 91 amino acids.
AUGCGCGGUCGAUCAUCCGGUGCAGCUGAGUGUACCCACUCAGAUCCAAUCCCCACCCUCUCUUAUCACAUCCGCAAGGAUCACUACGACAUCAAUUGCACUAACGAACACUCUACCCUCAAUACCGAGGUGUCGGGAGCCCAUGCACGGGUGCAAUGCACUGCCAGAUGGGAUAGGCGCACGGUCUUGUUGGUCGAUCAUUUCGUUAGCGGGAUCUGGAUCUUGGAAGGGCAAGGCUUCAAGAUUGAACUCCGCAUGGAGGAAGGACACGGAUGA